Messenger RNA from Trifolium pratense (red clover), 1206 nucleotides. RefSeq names its product ATP-dependent Clp protease proteolytic subunit 4, chloroplastic. The transcript has 2 exons. The coding region runs from base 61 to 990 and encodes 309 amino acids. Gene Ontology annotation, biological process: protein quality control for misfolded or incompletely synthesized proteins. The record is from RefSeq and is a predicted model, not a curated record. Gene Ontology annotation, molecular function: serine-type endopeptidase activity; ATPase binding; ATP-dependent peptidase activity. Gene Ontology annotation, cellular component: endopeptidase Clp complex. NCBI's taxonomy places the organism in Eukaryota, Viridiplantae, Streptophyta, Magnoliopsida, Fabales, Fabaceae.
AAAAAAAGCAUAUCACAAUUCAUUUCUCAGUGUCAGUUUCAGAAACAUCACCACGCAACAAUGGAAUUCCUCACAACCUCUCAUCCAAACCCUUCAACUUUCCUUCCAUCUCCUUCAUCACUCUCACGCAUUCCUACCCCUUUUUCAAAACCACCCAUUUCUUCUUUCAACCCUAAAACCUUUACUCCUUCACCAUUUUCCCAAUUUCGCAGAACUUCAAUCAAUUGCGUUUCCACAACCCCAUCUUCAAAAACCUCCAAAAAUUCAAACUUUGAAUCCCAACAUCAAAAACCCAGAAUCACUUUUCGACUAUCUUCGCCUCAGACGCCGGAACGGGCCAUGAGAGGUGCUGAAUCUGAUACCAUGGGGUUGUUGUUGAGGGAGAGGAUUGUGUUCUUGGGUAAUGAAAUUGAUGAUUUUGUUGCUGAUGCUAUUGUGAGUCAGUUGUUGCUUUUGGAUGCUCAAGAUCCUAAUAAAGAUAUUAAGCUUUUUAUCAAUUCUCCUGGUGGUUCUCUCAGUGCUACAUUGGGCAUCUAUGACGCGGUACAGCUUGUGAGAGCUGAUGUUUCCACAAUUGCAAUGGGCAUUGCAGCAUCAACAUCCUCAAUUAUCCUCGGUGGUGGCACAAAAGGUAAGCGUUUUGCUAUGCCCAAUACGCGAAUCAUGAUCACUCAACCCCUAGGAGGUGUUAGUGGACAAGCCAUAGAUGUAGAUAUUCAAGCGAGAGAAGUCAUGAACAACAAGGACAGUGUGUCGAGAAUUAUAUCGUCCUUCACCGGUCGUUCUAUUGAACAAGUUCUGAAAGAUAUUGACAGGGAUAAAUAUCUGUCUCCGAUUGAAGCGGUUGAAUAUGGAUAUAUUGACGGGGUAAUUGACGGAGAUAAGAUUCUUCCUCUUUUGCCAGUGCCAGAAAAAGUGGGUGAAGCAACACUAAACAUCUUUGAUCCGGAUUUCCUAUCCCCAACUAUCCCAGAUGAUGAGAUAUACUAGCUUUAAAUGAUUGAUAAUGGUUCGGUAUAUCAUUGAAUACUUAAAAUUCAUCCCCUUGCGAGGAUAGCAGCAGUAUACAACUUUUUAGGCAAAAUAUUAUGUUGUAACAAACUCUGAAAGUUUCAGGCUUAUUGUGUGUAGGAUGCUGUGACAAUUUAUCUGUCUUUCGGUUGUGAUCGAGUUAUGGAGAAAUUUGUUGAUUAUUGUUAUUUGUAA